GAGGCCUCUCUGGGGGAGGAGGGAUUGGAGCUGAUCUGGGAUGGAAGGGCAGGAUUUGGAGAGGACAGCAGAGGCCCCGAACUGCAACCUGGGCAGAGCAGAGGGCCUGGCUGCCUCUUACAAUGGCCUCCACCCUGGCAUGGUCAGUUCCAGCUCUGCUGAACAAGCAGGUGGGUAGGGAGGGGCUUCUCCGGCUCUUCUGGGCCAGCCUGUCUCCACAGGCAUAUGUUCAAAACCACCUCGGCCUCCGAAGGGCUUUGGGUCCACAUCUGGAUUCGAAUCCCAGCUCUGCUCCUUACGCAAGUGCAAGCCCCUCCCUUUCCAAGAGGCUUCAUUUCUCCGUCCAUAAAAUGGGAAGAACGCCUCACUUCCACCCUCCCAGCUGUGUGGGGAUCAAACGGGGCCACACUAGACAGCUUGCGGCCAGGAGCCUGUGCCCAGAAGUCACUCCAGAAAUCAGGACUAGAAUGAGAGUCGUCCGGAAUUCUUUUAUCUCUGACUGAAAUCCCUAGAGCAGCCCCAGGGGUCCCCUCUGACACAGAGGUGGAGCAGACAGUUGCCAGGAACAUAACCCUCUAGACCAGCUUUCUCCUCUUGGGGCCCCUACAUGCUCUGAGAGUCAGGGGGAGUGCAGGCAGGGGAUCCAGGUCCCGGUGGGGGUUGGCAGGGGACAGCUGCACAUUCUACUCCCCCUGCCAGGGUUCAGCCUUCCUUAGACAUAGGCUGGGAAGGUUGUCUGCCUUGAGGGAAGGAGCUCCUGACAUCACACAGCCGUGGUGCUUCCACCUACCCUGUCCCCAAGGAGCCUACAGUCUGAUGGGAGAGGCACAGCCGUGGCGGAGAACCAGAGUCUGAGGGGGGAGGCACAGUCCUUACAGAGCUCCCAGUCUGAUGCGGGGAAGCGAAACACACAAGAAACCCCAAACCUGCAAGGUUCUGGGGCAGGCACCGAGGUCUGAGUGUCAAGGGGGCAGAACCCAGGCCUGUGUUUGGGAAAAGUGGUGCGGAGGCCCCUGGGGCUGCUGUGAUCGGCCUGGAAUGCCAGGCUGUGAGCUCAGCCUCUUGGCCUGCCUGCGUCGGGCUGUCAGCAGGCCGGCGCACGGGAGAAGGUUUCCAGCCCCCUCUGGGCCAUGGAGAGGCCUAAAUUUAGCUAGUAGACAAGGGGCUGGCCCCGAGCCCAGGGACAGUCGGCCUUAUAAAGCGGCCACCAUCGGGGCCCAGCAUGCUCCCCCGGAGGCCUGUGCCCACACCCUCUCCUGUCCAGUCCCUGCCCGCCUGGACAGGGCCCGGCGCCGCCCGUGGAUGAGCCACAGGACUUCUUCCACCUUCCGAGCGGAGAGAAGUUUUCAUUCCUCCUCCUCUUCCACCUCCUCCUCGGCCUCCCGUGCCCUCCCGGCCCAGGACCCACCCAUGGAGAAGGCCCUGAGCAUGUUUUCCGAUGACUUUGGCAGCUUCAUGCGUCCCCACUCGGAGCCCCUGGCCUUUCCAGCCUGCCCUGGGGGACCAGGCAACAUCAAGACCCUCGGAGACGCCUAUGAGUUUGCAGUUGACGUGAGGGACUUCUCACCUGAAGACAUCAUCGUCACCACCUCCAACAACCACAUCGAGGUGCGGGCUGAGAAGCUGGCAGCUGACGGCACGGUCAUGAACACCUUCGCUCACAAGUGCCAGCUGCCUGAGGAUGUGGACCCCACGUCGGUGACCUCGGCUCUCCGGGAGGACGGAAGCCUCACCAUCCGGGCACGGCGCCACCCACAUACAGAGCAUGUCCAGCAGACCUUCCGGACGGAGAUCAAAAUCUGAGGGCCUCUCCUUUCCCUUGCCCUGCCCCUGCCCCCACCCCCACGUCUGCCAGCAAAGCCUUCCUAACCCCAUUUCAACAGCUCUAGACCAUCUCAGCCCAGGUUCCAGCCCCUGUGCUCCCCAGGCCCCAGGUGGACCAUCCUCCCAUGCUAGGGCCCUCCACUCUAUCCAGAGCAGGCCAGGGGGGUCCCCGGCCUGAUGCAUGGUGCCCAGAUAUCAGAUAUGGCUUCCCUCACUUAAUCCAGAGUAGAGGGGCUGGGGUAGGGGAAGGAAUAUCUAAAGAACCUGCUGUGGGUCAGGGGAAUGGGACCAGCAGGACAUCUGGGCAAGCUCUGCGGGACAGACAGACAGACAGACAGACAAACACUCUGAUCUAUUAAGUCUCUGCAGGGCAAGGGGAGCAGGAGACACAGAGGGAAGGUCAUAGGCAGGGGUGUCUAUCUAAGUGGAACUAACUGCCCGAGGGCUCAGCAAGGCCAAAAGGAGACAGCGUGACGGUAAACUUCCCUCUGCCAGCCUCCAACCCUCAUGCCAAUGAGCAGGCUGCCUGCCCGCCCUGUGCCCCCAGCCAGCUGGCUGUGCCAGAGCAGAGCCACGCCACAUCUGUAUAUAGAUGGGUUUUUUCCAAUACAUCUGAUUCGUGAUAAACUGCAUGAAACUCCUGCCGUCCCAUGCCUGCUGGGGCCUUCAGCAAGGCCAGGUAGGGUUGGGGGUGGGGCUGGUCCUUCUCCCUCCCACCCACAGGCCUAUGUUCCUGGGCUGUUCCCAUGCAGACAGGAUCACCCAACAGACGUGGAAGCCAGGGCAUGGAUGGGGCUUUGGGUCCUAAAGCUUCUUGCCACCUUCCCCUCUAGGCAGUCGCCUCCUCAUCCGUACCCCUCUUUAAUCUAUGAAUUUAUAGGCUUGGUGUGUGUAACACACACACCCUUAUUGUUGUCCUUCAAAUACUCAGCAUUACCACUGGUUGAAGCCAAAUUCAGAGCUUUCUCAUAUCACAUUUACAAUCUCCAUUUUCAAUGGGGAAACCAUCUGUGAGCCAUUGAGCGCCCGGCUUUGCUGCCGAAGGUUAGAUCUAUACCCAGGGUGUCAACAGCUACUCUCAACCCCCCAUCUCUGGGCAAUGAGGAGUACUUCCCCCCAUUCUACCUCUCUAAGGCUAUGCAUCUUCCAGCUGGGGGACAGGGGGAGUCAUAGGAAAAGCCCCAGUCUCCCAUCUGGGAUAGCGACCUUCCAUCAGCCUUAACCCUGGGGAAUGCCUGCUGCCCCCGGUGACUCUUGGCUUUGGCUCCCACAUACAGAAGCAGGGUGGAGGGAAAGGGUGGUCCUCAGUUAGUGGGUCCCCAGGGCAAGUGGCAGGCCGGCCUCCUCCCUCCGUGCCUCAGGUCAGUGUGCCGUGGAGUGGCCUCUCACUCCUGCCACUCUGGGCCCCUUGGGGGAGGACUGGGGAGGGGUGUGGGAAAGCCCUGUGGCUGGAACCUGUAUGCACAAUAAAGGACAGUCUCACAG
Callithrix jacchus (white-tufted-ear marmoset) is the source of this 3309-nucleotide messenger RNA. It is a transcript of the gene HSPB7, whose product is annotated as heat shock protein family B (small) member 7. Gene Ontology annotation, cellular component: cytoplasm; nucleus. The record is from RefSeq and is a predicted model, not a curated record. NCBI's taxonomy places the organism in Eukaryota, Metazoa, Chordata, Mammalia, Primates, Cebidae. Gene Ontology annotation, biological process: heart development.